Molecule: messenger RNA, 354 nt
Organism: Neurospora crassa OR74A
Lineage: Eukaryota; Fungi; Ascomycota; Sordariomycetes; Sordariales; Sordariaceae
Exons: 2
Coding region: 1-354 (117 amino acids)
Source: RefSeq, a predicted model, not a curated record
AUGCAGAACCAGCAUGCGAUCGGCCGCCCCGAAGCCCAGUGCCACCAGCGCUUAGAGGCAAUCAGAGCCCCCAACACCGAUGAGAACGGCACAUAUGCACCCAUCGAGCGGUAUGACGAGUUUGCCAAUCAUGAGACCGACUGGGACAGCCAAGCUCGCAUCUACGAGUGGGAUGGCGAAGAGGGUGAUUCACCUCUCUUGACCCUCACCAGCACACCAAUCUGGCUGGGUUUCGCUUUCAAUGCGCGCUUCAACGGCACCAGCACCAGCACUCCAUAUAGCACUGGCACUGGCACUCCUAUCCCACAGCACAUUCGUCCAUUGUCCGGACAUUCUGAGGCUGUCGCUCUCUAG